Molecule: messenger RNA, 1571 nt
Organism: Juglans microcarpa x Juglans regia
Lineage: Eukaryota; Viridiplantae; Streptophyta; Magnoliopsida; Fagales; Juglandaceae
Product: cysteine-rich receptor-like protein kinase 10
Exons: 5
Coding region: 90-1571 (493 amino acids)
Biological process (GO): protein phosphorylation
Molecular function (GO): protein kinase activity; ATP binding
Source: RefSeq, a predicted model, not a curated record
AGAAGUCUCUGGUUCGGGAAGUACUUUAACCACGAGUGCGCAUAUAUUUCAACUUAAAAGACUACUACGUACAGAGAGAAACAACGAAGAUGUGCUGUUCAAGACUACUUUUCUUCACCUGCCUAAUUCUGAUCUUGCAUCUGUUUGCUCCCACGUUAGCGCUAGAUACCAUCCACCUCUGCUCCGAUACGGGUAACUACGCCAGUAACAGUACAUACGGAGCAAAUCUCAACACCGUCCUGGCGUCUAUGUCUUCCAAUACCAAUAUCAGCUACGGGUUUUAUAAUUUAUCCGUCGGAGAAAAUUCCAACAAAGUAAACGCGAUUGCACUUUGUAGAGGAGACAUUGGGACAGACGAAUGCCGUAGUUGUGUAAAUGCGUCGAGUCAGGAGCUGUUGCAGAAAUGUCCCGACCAGAAGGAGGCGAUCAUAUGGUACCCGAAAUGUAUGGUGCGAUACUCAAACAGAUCUAUAUAUGGUGUUUUGGAAGCUGUCUACCCUGAAUAUACCUUCGAAAAACCACGAAACGCCUCAGAUGUAGAUGCGUUCACACGGGUUCUAGUACCCUUGUUAGAGAGGCUACAAAACCUCACCGCAGCAGGAAAUUCUACUCGCAAAUUUGCUGCGGGAAGAGCUGCCCAAGAUACCCAAACAAUAUAUGCACUUCUUAUGUGCACUCCUGAUUUGGAUGAACUCGAUUGCAAGAGCUGCCUGGAGCAGACUAGGGAAUGGGUAUUUCGACCAUGCUGUAAGGGAAAGCUGGGAGGGAGAUAUAUGUCACCCAGCUGUGAUUUAAGGUAUGAGACUUACCCUUUCUAUGACCUGAAAGCUGAGACACCACCGCCGUCGCUACUGCCGCCAACAGAAGGAAAGGAAAGUAAACCAUCUCGAACUACGAUAGUCAUAGUUGUAUUGACUAUUGGUUUUGCUUUGCUAAUCGUUUCCAACUUCGUUUUCUAUUUACGAGUAAGGAAGUCAAGGCAGAAAGUGAAAAGUGAAGCCAGGCAUGAAAUUAGUAGUGUUCAUGAAUCAUUUAUUAGAUAUGACUUUGGCACAAUCAGAGUUGCUACAGAGAACUUUUCUGAGGUAAAUAAGCUUGGAGAAGGUGGAUUCGGUGCUGUUUACAAGGGUAAGCUUCAAAAUGGACUAGAAAUAGCUGUGAAAAGGCUAUCUAUGGGUUCUAUACAAGGAAAUAUAGAGUUUGAGAAUGAGGUUCUAUUGCUAGCAAGGCUUCAACAUCGAAAUCUGUUGAGCAUCAUGGGAUUUUGUUUGGAAGGAAAUGAAAGGCUUCUUAUCUAUGAGUUUGUGCCUAAUGCAAGCCUUGAUCACUUCUUAUUUGACCCAAUCAAACAAGUCCAACUGAAUUGGGAAAAACGGCACAAAAUUAUAGAGGGUAUUGCUCGAGGGCUUCUUUAUCUUCAUGAAGAUUCCCGACACCGUAUUAUUCAUCGCGAUCUCAAAGCUAGCAACAUCUUGUUAGAUGCAUAUAUGAAUCCUAAAAUUUCAGAUUUUGGCACUGCAAGGUUGUUAGAUCGAACUGAAGGCAAUACAAUGAGAAUUAUUGGGACUUAG